Gracilinanus agilis (Agile Gracile Mouse Opossum) is the source of this 2987-nucleotide messenger RNA. RefSeq names its product unc-45 myosin chaperone A (gene UNC45A). Lineage: Eukaryota; Metazoa; Chordata; Mammalia; Didelphimorphia; Didelphidae. The record is from RefSeq and is a predicted model, not a curated record. The transcript is spliced from 17 exons. Gene Ontology annotation, molecular function: Hsp90 protein binding. Bases 186 to 2585 code for a protein of 799 amino acids.
CCAUUGCAACGGAUGGUGGGGAUGUGAAAGCACUUUUUCGACGGAGUCAAGCACUAGAAAAACUGGGCCGCCUUGAUCAGGCCAUCCUUGACCUGCAGAGGUGUGUAAGCCUGGAACCCAAGAACAAAGUCUUCCAGGAGGCCCUACGAACUCUAGGGGGGCAUAUUCAAGAGAAGGUUCGGUACAUGUCCUCAACAGAUGCUAAAGUGGAUCAGAUGUUCCAGAUAUUACUGGAUCCAAAAGAGAAAGGCACUGAAAAAAAACAAAAGGCUUCUCAGAAUCUUGUUGUACUAGCACGAGAAGAUGCUGGGGCUGAGAGAAUCUUCCAGAGUAAUGGGGUCCAGCUCUUACAACGUCUCUUAGAAACAGGAGAGACAGACCUGAUGUUGGCAGCUCUUCGCACAUUGGUUGGAAUAUGCUCUGAACACCAGUCACGGACAGUAGCAACCUUAAGUGUGCUGGGCACUCGUCGAAUAGUAGCCAUGCUUGGGGUCAAGAACCAGUCAGUGUCCCUUGCUACCUGCCACCUACUACAGGUCAUUUUUGAUGCUCUCAAAGAAGGAGUAAAGAAGGGUUUCCGAGGGAAAGAAGGUGCUAUCAUUGUGGAUCCUUCUAGAGAACUGAAGUUAUUAAUCAGUAACCUUUUGGAGUUGCUCACUGAGGCAGGUGUUUCAGCCCAAGGUCGAGAUAAUGCCCUAACUCUUCUGAUUAAAGUGGUACCUCGAAAGUCACUUCGAGACCCCAACAAUAGCCUCACUCUUUGGGUCAUUGACCAAGGUUUAAAAAAGAUUUUAGAAGUUGGAGGUUCAGUUCAGGAACCUCCAGAGGACAUUGCUGUGACAGAGAAUAGCCGAAUGAGUGCCUCCGUUCUCCUUAAUAAGCUCUUUGAUGAUCUGAAGUGUGAUGCAGAGAGGGAAAAUUUCCACCGACUCUGUGAAAGUUACAUCAAGAGCUGGUUUGAGGGGCGAGGGCUAGCUGGAAAGUUACGGGCUAUUCAAACAGUCUCCUGCCUCCUGCAGGGCCCUUGCGAAGCUGGCAACAGGGCCCUGGAACUGAGUGGUGUCAUGGAGAGUGUGAUUGCCCUUUGUGCUUCAGAGAAUGAGGCAGAGCAGCUGGUAGCUGUGGAGGCAUUGAUCUACGCAGCUGGAAAAGCCAAGCGUGCCUCAUUUAUUACUGCCAAUGGUGUUUCCCUCCUUAAGGAUCUCUAUAAGCGCAGUGAAAAGGACAGCAUCCGCAUUCGGGCCCUGGUGGGGCUCUGUAAACUAGGAUCAGCUGGAGGGACUGAUUUUAGCAUGAAGCAGUUCGCAGAAGGCUCCACCCUCAAAUUGGCCAAGCAGUGUCGAAAGUGGUUGUGUAAUGAUGGAAUUGAUUCAAGCACCCGACGUUGGGCAGUAGAGGGUCUUGCCUACUUGACUUUCGAUGCAGAUGUAAAAGAAGAAUUUGUGGAAGAUGAGGCAGCUCUGAAGGCUAUGUUCCAGCUCAGUAAGUUGGAGGACAGGUCAGUACUCUUUGCUGUGGCCUCAACACUGGUGAACUGUACCAAUAGUUAUGAUCACGAGGAGCCUGACCCCCAGAUGCUGGAGCUGGCCAAGUAUGCCAAACAACAUGUACCUGAGCAGCACCCUAAGGAUAAACCAGGCUUUGUUCGAUCACGAGUGAAGAAGUUGCUUUCAGCUGGAGUGGUAUCAGCUCUCACAUGCAUGGUGAAGAAUGAGAACCCAGUGCUCACCAAUUCCUGCCGGGAACUACUCUCCAGAGUCUUCCUAGCAUUGGUAGAGGAAGCAGAAGACCGUGGGAGUGUUGUUGCUCAGGGAGGAGGCAAGGCUCUACUGCCACUUGCACUGGAAGGCACAGAUAUUGGGCAGACUAAAGCAGCACAGGCUCUUGCUAAGAUCACCAUCACUUCUAACCCUGAAAUGACUUUUCCUGGAGAACGGGUCUAUGAAGUUGUCCGCCCCCUUGUCUCCCUCCUGCAUCUCAACUGCUCAGGGCUUCAGAACUUUGAAGCACUAAUGGCAUUAACCAAUCUGGCAGGGAUCAGUGAGAGGCUGAGGCAGAAGAUCCUGAAGGAGAAGGCAGUGCCAAUGAUUGAGGGCUACAUGUUUGAGGACCAUGAAAUGAUCCGCCGGGCAGCCACUGAGUGCAUGUGUAACAUGGCCAUGAGCAAAGAGGUGCAAGAUUUGUUUCUGGCUGAAGGUAAUGACCGACUGAAGUUACUAGUGCUGUACAGUGGAGAAGAAGAUGAGCUACUCCGCCGGGCAGCAUCAGGUGGACUUGCCAUGCUGACCUCGUUACUGCCCCAGCUUUGUAUUCGAAUCACCCAAGUGACAACACAUUGGCUAGAGAUCCUACAAGCACUGCUUUUGAGUCCCAAUCCGGAGCUGCAGCACCGUGGAGCUGUGGUGGUACUGAACAUGGUAGAGGCCUCAAAGGAAAUUGCGGUGAAACUAAUGGAGAGUGAGGUGUUGGAGAUCCUCUCUGUGCUUGCCAAGGGUGAGGCUGGACCAGUCACGAGGGCAGCAGCGGCCUGUCUUGCAAAGGCAGUGGAAUAUGAGCUUAUCAAACCCAACAAGGAGAGGGAGUAAAGAAUUUGGGCUCACCUUCUUUGCUGGGGCUAGGGCCUUGGGCCUUAUGCUCUUUCAGGCCUCAAUUCUUAACUUUCUGCAUCAUGCUUAAUUUACACAGUGCCUGCUGCUACACACAAGGCACAAAUAUGUAGAAGUAGCUGUGCCUGGCUGGAAAGGCAGCUAUCUUUAAGAUGGCAAUUGGGAAAAGGGAGAAGGGGGGCCUACUUCCUCCCCUGUCACAAGGCAGCUUUUUGACUACUGCUACAUGUAAUAUUCCCAACCCAGGGGCCAAUCAUGUGUGGGCACCUGGGGAGGGAGGGCAAGUGGACCAUCACUAGUCCUGUGGACGCCCCCAAAAGGGACUACUACUCUGUGAGCAUCACUUGCUUCCAACACUAUAAUAAAAUGUGUGAAAUCCUC